GUUUGCAUGUAGAGGGUGAGUGCAAGAGAAGGAACGUGUGCUCAGGUCCUUUGAACAAAGAACCUGGACACCGUGUGUGGGAGACUGCGUGUUGUAAUGUUAGAUACUACCUUUCAUCAUUUGCACUUAUGAAAAAGAGUUAGCUAGUUUUAGUUUGUUACAGUAGAGAGAAGAUGUCCACUGACUGCCAGAAGACCACUGCCAAGGCCAUCCCGUCGACCAGGACGGUGACUGUCAACGACGCGGAGCACAUGCCCCACGACUACUCCACUACUCCCGGAGGCACCCUGUUCAGCACGACCCCGGGUGGUACCAGGAUCAUCUACGACCGAAAGUUUCUGCUGGAUUGUCGCCGCUCUCCAGUUGCCAAGACUCCUCCGCGAGGUCUGCCCAACAUUCCAGGGGUGACCAGUCCACCCUCCAAAGACACCAACGAGAAAGCCCAUAAUGGAGAACUACUGAACAACAACAAAAUCACUGCACCUGACAGCAACAACACCGGUGAUGAUGCGCAGUUUGAAAUGGACAUCUAGGUUGUGCUGGAGCGAGUAUUAAGAUGUCAGACUUACCAACAUGAUGCUGUGGAGAAGGGUUCAGGAGCAUCUUCUCUCUUCCCAUUGUCCAUUCCAUGAAGACGGAGGUUCCCCUGUGGUAUUCACAGUGUCUUUUUGUCUUCAAGUCUGUCUUUGUCAAUCACGUUUGCUAGUUUUGCCCAGAACAAACCUAUAAUGAAGCCUUUUCUGUCUGCCUCAAGGCUUAAUCCUGAUUUAUGUGUGACAAAGUGUGCCUUCCUGUAGCGGUUACAUGUUUGAAAUCAACACUGGGAAGUACUUAACACCAACAAAGCCUCAUCCCCCACUACUGAGAGACAAUAAUGAAAAUGAAGAUCCAAUUUUCUGAAUUUAUCAGCAUUCCUGAAGCGUUUGUAACAUGAUGUGGUUUCAUUUCCACACAUUUCCUGACACCUCUCUUCAAAUAUUGCCUUGAAAUGUUCAAGUUACUGUAUAAUUUGAUGUAUAGUUGAUCACGUUCUGAAAAUUUAAAAAACAGUACUUCACCUGAAGUGUCAUACAGAGAAUGUAAAACAGAAUUUUGUUGAUGAAAUUUUGAAACUGAUUUUCACACAGGGUUUGUAGGGUGACAAAAAGCAUUAAAGCAAACACCAUUAAAGUUAACAACACUU
This is a messenger RNA of Seriola aureovittata, 1183 nucleotides long. It is a transcript of the gene eif4ebp1, whose product is annotated as eukaryotic translation initiation factor 4E binding protein 1. Gene Ontology annotation, molecular function: eukaryotic initiation factor 4E binding. Gene Ontology annotation, cellular component: cytoplasm. Gene Ontology annotation, biological process: negative regulation of translational initiation. The coding region runs from base 174 to 533 and encodes 119 amino acids. Lineage: Eukaryota; Metazoa; Chordata; Actinopteri; Carangiformes; Carangidae. The transcript is spliced from 4 exons. The record is from RefSeq and is a predicted model, not a curated record.